AUGGAUCAAGGCAACUGGCCUCAAGGCGCCAAAGCAGCCGUAGCGCUCACUCUCGACAAUUGCGGCGAAGCAGCCGACCUCAACCGCGGAUUAUGGCCUAAAGACAAGCCCGUUGGAUCUCACUACUCGAUUACAGAAGCUCUGCCACAGAUCUUGGCUUUAUUGAAAAAGUACAAUAUCUGCGUGACCUACUUCAUCGAAGCCUGGAGUCUCGCUCACUACGGAGGAGUGAUCGCGAAUGACGUUGCCGGCAACAGUCAUGAAGUCGCUUGGCACGCGUGGCAACACGAAGCGUGGAGCAAGCUGAGUGCAGAAGAAGAACGUGAGAACUUCGAGCGAAGCUUUGGAGAUCAUGGUAUCGGUGGCUUCCUCUCUACAGGGCCUUGUAAAGGCACGGUCCAGCCUUACCGAGGCUUUCGACCCCCAGGCGGCAUCAUCCAUGGCAACAGAACGCUUGCAUUGUGUCGAGACUAUGGACUUGGAUAUAUCAGUCCUGCAGCUGAGCACGCAGCUCUGGUGGACGUAGAGCGUGACGGCACCACAGACUCGGUGGUAAUCUUGCCCUUCCGAUGGAAAUGCGUGGACGCAUAUUACUACAUGGAGAGCUUUGCAGGCCUCAGAAAGCUGAAAGGCGCCUCUUCAGAAGAUCCGCUCAACGAAAAUGUACUUGUCGAAAGCUAUAUCGCUGCCAUCGACGAGGCUAUCCGGAAAGGCGAUUUCCUGUCGUUGCUGUUCCACCCGUUCCUUUCGAACAGUGAGCCGCGUCUACACGCGAUUGAACAAGUUCUGCAGCAUCUCGCUCGUAGAAGAGAUGAAGGUCAGAUUUGGCUUGCGACUUGCAGAGAGAUUGAAAACUAUGUGAGGAAGAACCCGUCUGUCGUGGCUCGAGAUCCGGAAUGGGAUUUGGCGUCGUGGCGAUGA
This is a messenger RNA of Zasmidium cellare ATCC 36951, 921 nucleotides long. RefSeq lists its product as uncharacterized. Lineage: Eukaryota; Fungi; Ascomycota; Dothideomycetes; Mycosphaerellales; Mycosphaerellaceae. Gene Ontology annotation, molecular function: hydrolase activity, acting on carbon-nitrogen (but not peptide) bonds. Bases 1 to 921 code for a protein of 306 amino acids. Gene Ontology annotation, biological process: carbohydrate metabolic process. The record is from RefSeq and is a predicted model, not a curated record. The transcript has a single exon.